CUUUGGACAUGUCUUUGUUUAGGAGGCUUCAAAAUUCGCCACAAGACUGUGUCUGUGUGAGAGUGUUUCUGGGGAACACAGUUUGUCUCCAUUUAUCGGUUUGAUCUCCAGGAUGCUGCAAAGGGACCCGAAGAAGAGGGCGUCCCUGGAGGAGAUCGAGGGUCAUCCGUGGCUCCAAGGCGUUGACCCUUCUCCGGCCAAGAAGCUGAGCCUACCCCUCACUUCCUACAAGAGCCUUUCCGAGGAAGAGCAUGAAAUAAUCAUUCAGGCAAUGGAAUGUGGCAACAUCGCACAGAGGGAGCUGAUCCAAGAGGCUCUGGAAGCGGAUAAAUACAAUCACAUCACAGCCAGCUACUUCCUGCUGGCGGAGAGAAUACUGAGGGAGAAGCAGGAAAAGCACACCCAGAGCCGGAACCUUAAUCUGGACUAUAACUGGAGCACCCACGUCCAAUGCAGGCCAUCGCUGUCAACAGCGGCAAACAGCUUUGUGGAUGCCACUGACAGUAGUCCCUUGCCUGAAAUGCACAAUGGGUUUUCAAUAAAGCACUCUACUCCGACCACAGUCCAGAGAAAACAACCGGAAGCUGAGCAGAAGGAUGCGGAGGAGGAGGAGGAGAUGGGAAACACUAAAGACAUUGCGAAAGUUGUGACUAAUGCCCAGGAUAGUUCUGUGACACCAUCGCCAAUGAGAGUUCUACUACGCUCGUCAUUGGAAACCUCUGUCAUGCCAAAGAACAUGCCCGUCCUCCAACAGAUUUGUGAAGAAGACGAAGAUGAAGAGGAGGAAGAAGAUGCAGAGAUGGAGAUCAAAGCUACACCUUUGCCAAACAUGAUGCAAGUUCCAUGCGCCGGUACUAAUCAGCAAACCUCGGGCUGCCCCAGCAAAGACACCGAGAUGGACGGCAACAAACUCUUUCACGAGAUGUGGAGCUGCCAGCGGGAAAGUGGGGUGAUGAACUCCUCAGUUGAAGUGCCAGGGUCAGUGGGGCCACUCUGCUGCAGCAGGUGGGCUGGGAAAAGUGAGCCGCUCUCCAGUUACUUUGCGAACCGGCCGAUCAACCUCAUGAAUGAGAGCAACAACAACAGCACCAGCAAAGGUAUCAUCAGAGCUCCUGUAGACAUUAGCGACAUCAGUGUUCAGAAGGCCCACCCUUGCCCGCACUCUCAGCAAUGUCCGGCCAGCCUAGACUCUAGAGUUACUGAGUCCAUAGUGUGUAGCACUGACUUGGCCAAGGACAAACUGCAGGGGCUACAAAAAUGCGAGGGCCCGAGUGUGGAAAGUCCAAAGCACCUGAUUGACUGGAUGGCUGAGAACAGUGGGUUGGCAAACGACAAUGCAAGCAUUGACAGCAGUGCAGACCCUGUGAAUAAAUUUGAUUCUACCCGGUCAAAAAACAUAAACAUUAGGGACCGGAUUCUGCAAAUCCCACUCUGUGAGAAAGCCCUUUCCUUUAAGAUCAAACCGAACUCUAAAGAAAACCUCCUCUCCUUUGGACAGUUCAACUGUUGUCAUGUAAUUUAGUUUUUUUUUAAGAAAAGAAAAAUUAUAUAGUUUGUGUGUGUCUACACACAAUCGUUGUAAAUAUGUAUCAUCUUUUACAGACUAGGGGGUACGGCAUUAGAAAGGAAGGAUAUUUAAGGUUGGUCUCUGUCUGCACUCCCAAAGUGGGGAGCUCUGUCUGUCGUGAAUGUAUGUUGGAAGCCAGUGAUUUCCUGACUUGUCUGUUUAGAUGGUGGGACUCUCACCAAUAAUUGAUCCAUAGACCCAGCUCCCCACCUGAAGUGCGAAAUUGGAAAAAUAACCCUUUAAUUCUCAUAACGGAAUAACGGGUAUAAAGUAAAAUACAAUUUGGUGCUUCUUUCUGAGUUGGAAGAAAGUUCAAAGUAGUUCUCCGUUCUUUGUACCAUCCUUCGCUGCUGUACCACGUUGGAACAUAAAUGGGUAGUCAUGCGGUGAUUAUACCCUUUUUAGGCACAGACCCAGUAUCCCACGUUCAAAUUUCCAGAUUAGUUCACUGUUAUCUUGAGAACCCGUUAGUUGAUGAGACUCAGUGUUUGGGGAAUUUCCUCACGUACAUUAUAUGACAGCAUACUGUAGACAUCUGCCCUGGUGCAGUUAACUGAAGUGUGUACAUAAUAGUGUACUUCCUUCAUUGUCACCUUUAUAUUAAAAAAAAUCUAGUGUUCGCA
Molecule: messenger RNA, 2190 nt
Organism: Rhincodon typus (whale shark)
Lineage: Eukaryota; Metazoa; Chordata; Chondrichthyes; Orectolobiformes; Rhincodontidae
Gene: snrkb
Product: SNF related kinase b
Exons: 4
Coding region: 113-1522 (469 amino acids)
Source: RefSeq, a predicted model, not a curated record